AUGGCUCUCUACCAGCCCUCGAGCCUCAUCGGCGGCAAGGACCUAGACGCCCUGCCCCCUGAUGAGCGCAUGGCCCUCCUGCGGUCGCAGCUCCUCACCGGGCAGAUCCUGUCCAUCGACACGCUGCUCGACGCUCUUUGCUCUUUCUACGAGGUGAGCGCCAACCUGGACCCGACUCUCUUUCCCCACGCCGGGCGCUUCAAGAACAACUUCGGCGAUCUGGUGGCCGAUGUCCGGAAGUUCCGCAUUCGCAUCGAGGACUUCCGCAUGGUGAAGCUCCUCGGCCGCGGUGCCUUCGGCGAGGUGUCCCUCUACCAGUCGAACUUCAACCAGAAGUACUAUGCCAUCAAGCGCCUGCACAAGGGCUACAUGCUGAUCAACUCGGAGGCCUUCUACAUGGAGGAGCGUCAGCUCCUCGGCCUGGCCUCCGGUGACUGGAUCACCCGCCUGGAGUACGCCUUCCAGGAUGACAAGUACCUGUACCUGGUCAUGGAGUACCUGGCCGGUGGCAAUGUGCUGAGCUCGCUCUACCGCCAGGAUGACGGCUACUUCGAUGAGAACACCGUCCGCUUUUACAUUGCCCAAACGGUGCUCGGCAUCCAUGCCAUCCACUCGAUGGGCUACAUCUAUCGCGAUCUCAAACCCGAGAACAUGCUCCUCGACUCCAAUGGCUAUGUGAAGCUGGCCGACUUCGGGUCCUGCUUGCGCAUUGGCAGCAUGUCGGUCGAGUCCAUGACGCCAGUCGGAACACCUAACUACAUUUCGCCCGAGCUGCUGGCCUGCAUGCACAAGGGCGGCCACGUCGGCACCGAGACCGAUUGGUGGUCCCUCGGCAUCGUGCUCUACGAGCUGCUCUACGGCGGCCCGCCCUUCGACAGCGAGCGCAACACCGUCCUCUUCGGCAUGAUCCAGAACCACGAAAAGCACCUGGAGUUCCCGGAUGACUACGAGGUGUCGCCCGAGGCGGUGGACCUCAUCCGCGGGCUCAUCUGCGAUCGGUCCAAACGUCUGAACUUCGAGCAGAUCAAGGCCCACCCCUUCUUCAAGGGCAUCGAUUGGGAGACGACCCGGCAGCAGACGCCGCCCAUUGUGCCGCAGCUCAAUGGCCCGGAGGACACGCACCUCUUCGAGGAUGACCUCUUCGAGAUCCCGCCCGACCUGCCGGCCCCGCCCAUCGACACCAACUCCGGCGCCCAGCUGGCCUUUGUCGGGUACACCUUCUACCGGAACCGGGAUUACGGCCUGCCGACCCCCCCGCAGCCCGACACCGCGGCCCUCCCGGCGGCGGCCCCGGCCCCGGCGGUUGCUGCCCAGUCGGCCAUCUCCGAAGCCGAGUUCAAGAAGUACCGCGAGGAUUCCGAACGCUGGAAGCAGAUGUUCCAGACGGAGCAGAGUAUCCAGGACCUUUCUUCGGAGCUCAGCAAGAAGGACCAGUCCCUGCAGCAGGAGUCCUCUGCUCGCAAGGAGGCCGAGAACACCCUGGCCGAGGCCGAGCGCGGGGCCAACCUCCUGCGUGUCGAGCUGUCCGAGGCCACCCACAAGCUGUCCAGUGUGACGGCCGCGCGUGACAAGCUCGAAGACAAUGUCAAGUCCCUGGAGGAGCGCAUCCACCAGCUUCAGGUGGCCCAGGCCAGCCUGUCCAGCUCGGCCUCCGCCCAGGCCGAUUCCACCGGCCGGCUGAAGUCCCAGCUUGAGGAGACGGAGGCCGAGCUGGAGGCCCUGCAGAUGAAGUACUCCUCCAAGACCAGCGUCCUGGCCGAGCUGGAGGAGACCGUGGCCGACCUGACGGCCAAGAUCGCCUCCCUCGAGCGGGCCCUCGCCAGCGAGCAGGAGAAGCGCCAGGUUGCGCAGAAGGACCUCGAUGAGACCAAGACCCAGCUGUCCGAGGCCACCUCCAAGUUCCAGGCUGCCGAGCGCCAGGUCAGCCGCCACGAGACCGAAAUCCUCUCUCUCAGCCAGAGCCUGGCCUCCGCCCAGUCCUCGCUGGAGGCCGAGCAGAAGCUCAAGACCGAGCUGCUGACGGCCAAGAACGAGGCGGACUCGCGACUGGCCCUGAUCGACGCCGAGAUGAAGUCACUCAAGCGCGAGCUGACCACGACCCAGGUCAAGCGCGACCAGCUCCAGGUCAAGGUCGAGGAGCUGGAGCAAUCCAUGGCCUCGGCGCUCAAGUCCUCCAACGAGGAGGCGGCCUCCCUGUCGCAGAAGGAAAUCGAGUCGCUGAAGAAGCAGCUGGCCAGCGAGAAGCAGCAUGCGGCCGAGCUGAACACCCAGGUGGACGACCUGAUCCGGGAGAAGGCCUCGCUCGGGGUCCGGAUCACGGAGCUGAACCAGUCGCUGGAGACGUCGAGCCACGAGCUGAGCGCCACAACCAAGAAGCUGGCCGCGCUGCAGGCGCAAUUUGACCUGAAGGUGGCCUCGGAGCGGGACCUGCUGGCCACGCAGUCCGAGCUCCAGGCGGCCAAUGCCCAGCUGGAGGUGUCGCUAACGGAGGCCAACAAUGCGCGGAACCGCUCCAUCGAGGAGAUGCGCGCCCUGCAGGACCGCCUCCAGUCGGUGGACACCGAGCUGAAGGAGGCCCAAAUCCGGGCGGACCAGUCGCGCCGGGACUUCCGCGAGGAGAACAGCUCGCGCGAGGUCCUGCGCGGGCAGCUGGACCGGGCGCGCAGCGACCUGGAGGUGGAAAAGCGGACAACCCAGCAGCUGCAGGUGUCGCUGGAUGCCUCGCUGGCCGAGAAGAAGUCCCUGGAGGAGCGCCUGGAGAAGGCGAUCGCCGAGCAGCAGGCCCAGGACGAGGCCUCCCGGGCCCUGGAGGAGACCCUGUCGAGUCUGCGCAAGGAGCGGGCCGUGGUGCAGGUGGACGUUGUCCAGCUGGAAAAGCGCCUGCAGAUGGAGCAGCAGCGCCAGCGCGAGCUGGAGGAGCAGGCCCAGGAGACCGGGUCCCGGCUGGCGCGCACGGCCCAGGAGACGGCCCAGCUGACGGAGCAGCUUGCUUCGGAGCAGGCCCGGGUCCGGGACCUGCAGGCCCAGCUGGCCGAGGCCCAGGCCCAGACCUCCUCCUCGUCGGCCGAGGACAAGCAGCAGAUCGAGGCCCUGCUGCGGGACAACAAGCUCCUGGCCGAGAAGAACCAGGCGACCGUGGCCCGCCUGGAGGCGGUCCUGACCCAGAAGCCGGAGACCAUGUCACGCUUCCAGUACCGGCGCCUGCGCGAUGAGUAUGCCGCCUUCAAGGCCCGUUCCGAGCUGCUGACCGAGCGCCUGGAAACCGAUGUCAAGCUGUACAAGGACCGGAACAGCCGCCUGCUGAAGGAGCUGGCCGAUGCCAACCACCUGAUUACCCAAUUCCGGGAUCACACCUGUGCCGCGGGGGGUAGCCCGGCGGUGGUGACCACCCCCACCGGUGGUGUUGCGGCCGGGUCGGGCUCGGGGCCGGCCUCGCUGGAGGCGGCCAUUUCGGCGGCCACUGCCGCGGCCGCGGCCGCUGCCUCGCACAGCACCACCUCCUCGACGGAGCUGGCGUCGCCGGUGCCGGCAUCGCCGCUGGAGCGGCGGAACUCCAGUGCCUCCAUGAUGAGUGUCUCGGCCGGGGGGUACCACUCGCCGUCUUCCUUCUCUUCCGGGGCCGGGACCGGGUCGAGCCACUCUUCGCCGACCAUGACCAGCAGCACGAGCCAUCAUCAUGGCUUGUCGCAUGCGGGCGCCUCGUCCGGUGGUCAGCAGUCCUCCUCGAUGCUGUCGUUCUUCCGGCUGCGGACCAUUCGCCCGCAGUCGCGCAAGUUCUCCCUCGAGGGGUAUCUCAAGAUGCUGAUCGAGGCUGACGGCAUCCGCCAGGGCUGGGACCGCAAGUACUUUGCCAUCCUCGACGCGCAGGUCUUGAUGUUCGAGAAGCGCGACCAUGCCCCGAAGGGCGAGGGCACGCCGGUCAUUGACAUCCGGUCCAAGCACUUUGUCGUUCGCCCUGGCAGCACCAAGAUGCAGGACUCGCCCAACAUCGCGGAGAUCCCCUGCAUCUUCGUGGUGUAUGCCACGAAUGGCGACCCGGCGCAGCUGUUCCGCGCGGCGUCCGUGUCCUCCACCGCGUCCGGGGUCAGUCGCGCGGCGUCAUUGACCUCGGCCACCGGGAUCGUCGGGUCAGCCGGGUCCAUCGACAGCGUCGGGUCCUCGGCAUCCAACGACAAUUUGGCCAUGGCGGCGGCCAUCGGCCGCGGCGGCGGAGGGGCAGGCAGCGUGCGCACUUCCUCGGGCCUGGCCGGCGAGCCGAUUACCACCUCCUCGCGCGUCGGGUCCGAGAGCAGUGUCUGCUCCUCGUCGGUCGACACGUCGGAGGUUGCCAGCUCCGACACCGAGCCCGAGACCGAGGGGUCUGGGCCGGCUUCGCCGGCGGUCCUGACCCGCGUGCAGGAUCUGACCCAUCGCCAGGUGCACACGAUGAACAUCAUCAGCGGCCUGCAGAAGGCCCUGCUUUUGGCCGGGUCGACGACUCAGAAGAACCUGAUCGAGAAGCAGCUGGACCCCCACCGCCGGGAGCUGGCGUCGAUCGAGCGCGAGCUGCAGACUCUGCGCGGGCAGCAGGCCGGGGCCGGGGCCGCUGGCGGGGCCAGCGCCACCGGCGGCCCGGAUGCCGCCUCCUCGCAGGCGGUGGCCACGCUCGACGCGAAGAUCCUCAAGCUGUCCAAUGAGCUGGAGGUGGAGAAGGGCGUGCGCGAUGGCGCCAUCAAGCUGAUUCUCAGCCUGCUGGAGUCGCGGGAUCACAUUAGCCGGUCGUUGGCCCAGCGGCACCUGGAUGACAUUCGGCUCCGGGUGCAGAGCAUGCUGACGCACUUGGCCGAGGUGGAGAAGGAGCGCCAGGCCCUGCUGGUGUCCAUUGGCCACUGGCCGGGGGAUGUGCUGCGCUUCGAUGUCUCCGGACAAGACCACCAGUUCACGGUCUGCCCGACGGCGGCCAGCGGCAAGCCGGCCAACUGCUUCGUCUGCGAGAGCUCCCUGUCGCAGGUGACCACGGUGCUGUGUCGCGCAUGCAAUGUUCACACGCACACCCGGUGCGCGUCGCUCAUCGAGGAGCGCUGCUCCGAGGUCCUGGUCAUGAACACCACCCGGCCGCAGGUGUUCAUCGCCUCCGACCCGGAGGCCCGGCUCCUGUGGGUGGACAAGCUCCUCUCCGCGCGGAUGUCUCACAUGAAUGCCGUGGCCGCCGGGCCCAAGUCCGCCGAUUCCUAGUCCCCUCCUCGCGGCGGCGCGCCGGUUCGCGUGCGCGUUCAUGUGUGUGUGUGUGUGUGUGUG
Molecule: messenger RNA, 5277 nt
Organism: Fonticula alba
Lineage: Eukaryota; Rotosphaerida; Fonticulaceae
Product: AGC/DMPK protein kinase
Exons: 9
Coding region: 1-5214 (1737 amino acids)
Biological process (GO): actomyosin structure organization; peptidyl-threonine phosphorylation
Cellular component (GO): cytoskeleton; cytoplasm
Molecular function (GO): ATP binding; protein serine/threonine kinase activity
Source: RefSeq, a predicted model, not a curated record